UGAGUGCGUCGCGCGGUGUGGAAUCCGAGCUAAAGUUGUCGAGCUCGGCGCGCGGACAGGCAGCGGCUCAGUGCAGGCGCUCACACCGACAUGGAGUAAAGGCGAGCCGGGGAGAGAGCGGGACACACACCGGGCCCUGGGGGAGAGACGCCGCUGCUGCUGCUGCUGCUGCAUCAUCACGGCUCUCUCGGUGCAUCCCAAAGCGACUCGUUGACGGAUACUGAGCGCGAUGUAGCGGGAUUAAUGGCACCUGGAUUCCUUCACUGUGUGUGAGAAAGCAGCAGAAGGCGAGUCGGCCAGUCGGCGCAGGGAUCGGCGGUGCGUCCAUCAUGCUGUGGCCGCUGGUGGCGCACUUCCUGUCGGCUGUCGCGCUGUGGCGCCCCGCUGUAGCGCAGUACUCCAGCGACGAGUGCAGCUGGAGGGGAAGUGGUUUGACCCACGAAGGACACGCGCGUGACGUGGAGCAGGUGUACCUCCGCUGCUCUCAGGGCUCUCUCGAGUGGCUGUACCCCACGGGCGCCAUCAUUGUCAACCUGCGGCCCAACAUGGCGUCUCCGGCCGCCGCCCACCUCUCCGUGUGCAUCAAACCGUCCCGUGAAUCGAGCGGCACGCACAUCUACCUGGAGCGGAUGGGUAAACUGCGCCUGCUGCUCCGCGAGUCCCAGCAAGCCGACGGCAAAGUGCACUGCUUCGGCAUCCACGAAGGGGCGCUGUUCAUCGAAGCCGUGCCUCAGAGAGACAUCAGCCGGAGGAUCACGGCCUUCCAGUACGAGCUGGUCAACCACAGGCCCGGGGCCGAUCCUCAGUCACUGACAGCCCCGUGUCAGCCCUGCACUGACGCCGAGCUGCUCCUGUCCGUCUGUACGAGUGACUUCGUGGGGCGUGGCAGCAUCCUCGGCGUGGAGGAGGAGGAGGAUCAGACGUCGGUGGGCGUCACUCUGUCCCGCGUGUACAGGCAGAAGAGCGAGGUGUUCACGCAGACCGGCGGAAGGGUGAAGAUCUGGACGGGGAAACUCCUGAUGCCGCACGAGUGCGGAGUGAAACCCGGCGAGGGCGACUUCCUCUUCACUGGCACGGUGCGGUUCGGCCAGGCCUGGCUCGGCUGUGCGCCGAGAUACACGGACUUCCUCAGGACGUACCAGGAAGCGGAGACACGGGGGACCAACCCCUGUCACGUAGACACGAACUGAGCGUCACGUCACACAGCCUCCCUGUCUCACUGUUUCGUAUCGGAUGUAUCCGGCUAAACCUUCAAAAAAAAUCGGACUCUUUCCCGAGAGCGGAUUUAUAUAAAGUGUAUAAAUAAACCCGAGGUUCUGAUUAAAAUUUGACAGUCAACGAUGUAGCACACGCCUGUGUUUAAAUGUGUAAAAAAAAAUGUGAAAACAUUGUGCGAUGGAAGUCUGUUGCUUUUGUAAAAAGCUUGUUUGUACAGUUUUUAAUUUUUUUUUUUUUUUGCAGUUGUGUCUUAUGACAAAAAAAAAAAACAUUAAAGAAAAAAACCCUGCUUUUUGUUUUAUUUUAUUUUCAUAAUUUUUUAUUGUAAAGAAGUGCGAUUCUUUGCCUGCACUAUGCCUCCAGGUGGUUCAAUUACAAAUUUCAAAAGAUUAAAAAGAAAAAGAAAAAAAUAUUUUUCUGAGGAAUU
This is a messenger RNA of Pangasianodon hypophthalmus (striped catfish), 1645 nucleotides long. It is a transcript of the gene metrnla, whose product is annotated as meteorin like, glial cell differentiation regulator a. The record is from RefSeq and is a predicted model, not a curated record. The coding region runs from base 330 to 1190 and encodes 286 amino acids. The transcript has 4 exons. Lineage: Eukaryota; Metazoa; Chordata; Actinopteri; Siluriformes; Pangasiidae. Gene Ontology annotation, biological process: energy homeostasis; positive regulation of brown fat cell differentiation. Gene Ontology annotation, molecular function: hormone activity.